AUGGUCUCCUUUCAAUGCGAGGCAUGCGGCGACGUGUUGACCAAGAAGAAACUCGACCCGCACCGCAACCAAUGUCGUGCCGCCGUCUUCACCUGCAUCGAUUGCAUGACCACCUUCCAUGGCACAGACUAUAGAUCACACACAUCAUGCAUUACAGAAGACCAGAAAUACCAGGGUCAUCUAUACCGAGAGAAGCCGUCCAAGGCGUCGAAGAGAAAGUCGGUAUCGAUUGUCGAGCCCGACAACUCCAAGGCCCUGGUGCCGCGUCCAGCAUACGUCGAAGAUGCCCCCGACACCGAUACUCCUCCUCAUGUCCCUACCCCUCCUCCCGCCGUGCCAGCCUUGACCCGCGACAGUGUAUUCGACUAUAUGGUGGAUGAAAGUCUCCCAAACACUCCUCAGAUCAGUUUUACUGCCAAGGAAAGAGAAGAGAUGUCCAUGGCCAAAGGGGCACCAUCCAUCUUCACCAACAGCCGGCCAUCGAGUCAAGAUGGCUACCGAAACUCAGAAGAGCAGAUGCUCAGCCAAGAGUAUCUGGACAAUGGUUUUACUUGGGGAGCAGAGCCUGUCAAGCCACGAGGCAUGCUGGACAUGAACCACAGCCAACUGACCCUGGAAUUCAUGACCCCCGCCGCUAAGGAAACGAAAUCAAGGCUGGAUAAAAAGGAUGGAAGGACGCGUUCACAUAGCCGCACCGACAGCGGGAGCGGCCAAAAGCGGAAACGUGACGACCAGACCCCUGGUGAUACACUAAUGGUCGACACAUCCAAGGCAGAUACUCCUACUGUCGUUCAUUCUGGCCUGACUGGUGGGCUCAAUCGCAUGACCACUGCAGAUGACUAUCCAUUCCGGCGAACGCCAGAGACUGAAGGAAAGAAUAAGCUUGUUAUUGAGAAGAACCGACCCGUUCGACGCAAUCACAAAGUGGAAGAUCCCACCUCCCCUAUCAAGCGUACCAGGCAUGCCAAGGACGAUCCAAAUGGGCUGGGAAUAUCACUCAAAGGCCGUGCUGUCAAGGCACUCUCCAUGGUUGGAGUUGCCCUCCUUCCAGGAUCCGGCGAAGACGCAAAGGAGAGUCGAACCAGAAGGAGAGCUAGCUCCUCGGAUCAUGGUCAGAGCCUAACCCGUGUCCGAGAGGGAGAGAAGCGUGAAAGGAAGAAACACAAAGUCCAUCGCCACAACGGAACGUCCUCAGCUAACGUCCGUCACGACCCUCGAUCAAGGCAACGAGCCAACGGUGACAAUUCACCAGCCAGCUCUCCAAAUGAAGGCGCUACUCGAAAACUGAAGGCAAUUGAGUAUCGCAAACACGAUGACUCUGGCUCAGAUACCGACUCUGACCCGACACAUCCACAUGCUCACGGCGAUGACUACAAACGGAAGUCGACCAACGGGACCAUGGUAGUCUUCGGAGCUGAGGAGAAACAGAAACGAGCAUGUCGAAGCUUUUUGGCCAACGCUCCAGGUCUCGACUCGGAAAAAGGAUAUUCCAUCCACAAAAUGUUAAAACGAUGGCAUAAGCAAAACGAUGUGAGGAGUACCUCUCUGAAACUCGAAGAUGAGCAAGAUCUCUGGCGGGGUCUCCGGAUUAGGAGGAACGAGAAGGGCGAGUUUGUGCUCCUUUUGUGA
This is a messenger RNA of Exophiala aquamarina CBS 119918, 1629 nucleotides long. RefSeq lists its product as uncharacterized. Lineage: Eukaryota; Fungi; Ascomycota; Eurotiomycetes; Chaetothyriales; Herpotrichiellaceae. The record is from RefSeq and is a predicted model, not a curated record. The transcript is spliced from 3 exons. Bases 1 to 1629 code for a protein of 542 amino acids. Gene Ontology annotation, molecular function: DNA binding. Gene Ontology annotation, cellular component: nucleolus. Gene Ontology annotation, biological process: negative regulation of transcription by RNA polymerase II; rRNA processing.